Zychaea mexicana is the source of this 763-nucleotide messenger RNA. RefSeq names its product COPI associated protein-domain-containing protein. The record is from RefSeq and is a predicted model, not a curated record. Bases 61 to 621 code for a protein of 186 amino acids. Gene Ontology annotation, cellular component: Golgi membrane. NCBI's taxonomy places the organism in Eukaryota, Fungi, Mucoromycota, Mucoromycetes, Mucorales, Lichtheimiaceae. The transcript is spliced from 6 exons. Gene Ontology annotation, biological process: vesicle-mediated transport.
GUUUCCCUCUUCUUCCCCAACCUUUCAUUACUUUAAAAACCUUUUUUUUUCUCUUCGACCAUGGACCGAGUAAUGGAUAGUAUAAGAAACGUGAACCAUAGCCUGGUUUUUCGCAUCAUCAAUAUCAUUGUAGCGUGCUUUAUGAUUAUCGGGGGUGUCUGUACGAUCAUCACAGGAGGUUUCCCGCAAUUCAUUCGAGGCAUUUACUGUAUUGUGUUUGGCGUCGUUGUGUUUUUGUUUGAAUUUCGAUUACCAUCCAUCAUCACGCAGCACGCUUCCUUCCUCUUUUCUUUUAUCGGCCGCGGAAUCUUCUACAUAUUCAUUGGAUGUAUUAUUCUAAACUACCUACCAUUGGCAAUCGCAUCUGGCGUCAUUGUGGCCGUGUUCGGUGUAGCGUACGUUAUACUACAAUUCAUCCCAGGCAUCGAGGCGCCUAGUAAUAUGAAGCGCCAAGCACUUGACGAUUCCAUGGAUGGCGGAGGAGGAUCAUCCGGAGGCCGAGCCGCUCAAUGGGCCGCAGCCAAUGAUCAGCCUUAUGGCUCACCUACGAAUUAUGGCCCAAGCGCAGCCGACACAGGAUAUACUGCCAACGUGAGCCAUAACAGUACUAGCGUUGUAUAACUACAAUAUUAGUAACGAUAAUCGUAUGCAUGUAAUAGUGAUGUUGGCAUUUAACUCUCCCCCAUACUCUAUGUAUUUAAUAAUCUUCCUCAGUUAUUUACUUAUACAAUAAAUGUAAGAAAAACCACGCGAGAAAUGAAAA